AUGGGCGAAAGUAAGUAUUUAGGCCCGGAGGCAGUACAAGAAACAAAUGAAGUUAUUGCCAAGAUAAGAGCGCGCAUGAUCGCCUCACAUUUUUUAGAAAAGAUUUAUGCUAAUCCUAAGCAUAAGCACGUUGAGUUCCAAGUAGGAAAUCAUGUAUUCCUACGUGUUCUGCCUAUGAAAGGAGUUAAGAGAUUUGACAAGAAAAGAAAGUUAAGUCCUCGAUUUGUUGGACCAUUCGAAAUUUUAGAGAGAAUUGGGGAAGUGGCUUAUAUGUUAGCCAUGCCUUUAGCUUUUUCAGGAGUGCACAACGUUUUUCAAGUGUUCAUGUUACGCAAGUAUGUUUCAGACCCAUCUCACAAUCUUAGUUAUGAGGCCUUAAAUAUGCAACUAGACAUAUCAUAUGAAGAGAAGCCAAUAAAGAUUCUUGGUAAGAAGGAAAAAGCAUUAAGGAAUAAGACGAUCAGCUAG
Messenger RNA from Humulus lupulus (European hop), 468 nucleotides. RefSeq lists its product as uncharacterized. The transcript has a single exon. Lineage: Eukaryota; Viridiplantae; Streptophyta; Magnoliopsida; Rosales; Cannabaceae. Bases 1 to 468 code for a protein of 155 amino acids. The record is from RefSeq and is a predicted model, not a curated record.